UCCAUUAUAAAAAUCAAUAACAUCAGAAUUUUUCCUGUCUCAAGCCAAGUUAUAUAGGUCAUAAACUAUAAAUGCAUGUGCACCUUUCAUACAAAUCUCUACAAUAGUUUUUGCGUGGUUUAGUAACAAUAAAUUCACAUUUCUUUUCAGUUGUAGAAUAUGUGGGGAAUAUAAUAUGUAGAGAAGAAGCAAUAACAUAUAUAGUUAUAAAACACCAUACUCUGUCUGCGCGUCGCGCUGCUUGCUUACGUAGUCGGGUAAACACUCGGGGGACUUUGGGCGUCAAGGACUUGACUGUUUAGAGAAUGUUCGUUUGCCUUUUGAAUCAAAUAAAUGAUAAACAAUAAUAUAAAACUGGCGCGCAAAUCUGACAGUUUGGUUAUCUCGAAAUCGGAAGUUAAUUUGACCACAAUUUUUCAGGCUUAAAAUCACUUUUUCUGAAUUAUAACCGCUGAAUAAUGAAGUUUGCAAUACCUGAAAUAUCUUGGCAUAACAGAGAUCCUGUUUUAAGUGUGGAUUUCCAACCAAAAUGUGAUGGUAAUGGACCUUUGCGACUUGCAACAGGUGGCACAGAUUCUCAUGUUUUGAUAUGGUAUAUAACAACUGCAGAUGCUGGGUCUGUUAAUAUCGAAGUAGCUGCUGAUUUAACUCGUCAUCAGAAAGCUGUAAAUGUAGUGAGAUGGUCUCCAAAUGGACACCUAUUAGCUUCAGGGGACGAUGAGUCUAUUAUAUUUAUAUGGCAACAAAAAACAGAGAAAGAAGUUGCUCCAGUAUUAGAACAAGGUGAAGAACAAUAUAAAGAAACUUGGGUUAUUCACAAGACACUGCGUGGUCACAUGGAAGAUGUCCUCGAUUUGUGCUGGAGUCCAGAUUCUUUACAUAUUGCGUCAGGCUCUGUUGACAAUAAGCUCAUGGUGUGGGAUGUGUCUCGAGGGAGGUACAGCUCCAUCAUCACGGAUCAUAAAGGAUUUGUACAGGGAGUGGCUUGGGAUCCUCAGAACGGGUUCAUUGCCUCAGCUAGCUCUGACAGAGUAUUUCGUACAUUUGACAUUUCCACAAAGAAGGUUGUGUCUCGGAGCAGUAAAGCCACCUUGCCAUUUCUUCUGGAGCAUCCUUUGCAUAAUGUGAAAGUGAGGCUGUAUCAUGACGACACUUUGCAGACAUAUUACCGUAGAUUGCACUUCAGCCCCGAUGGUCUGCUGAUUGCUGUCCCGGCUGGGAGAAUAGAGCCAGAACAAGGCAAGAUGGAUAUGAAGCCGAUCAACGCCGUUUACAUUUACACUAGAUAUUCUCUCAAAAUUCCCGUAUGCGUGCUGCCUUGCGGUGAAGCAGCACUGGUGACCCGCUGGAGCCCCGUCUUGUACCGAGUGCGGGGCUCCGGGCCGGGGGCUGCUUUCAAGACCCACGGACGGAUGAUACUGGCCGUAGCUACCAAGAGAUCCGUGCUUAUAUACGACACGCAGCAGAAGACUCCACUCGCUGUCAUAUCCAAUAUACACUACACUAGACUGACAGACCUGACGUGGUCAUCGGAUGGCAGACAAUUGGUGGCUUCCAGUACGGAUGGGUUUUGUUCGGUCAUCUCCUUCGGGGAGAACGAGCUCGGGGAACCCUUGUCUAAAGCAGAAAUCGAACUACACAAACAACCUGCACCCAUGAAAGUUGAAGAAAGUGAGCCACAGAACACUGAAUCUACAAAAGUGAAGACCCCCGAAGAAACUAAACCAGCCAGCAAUCUACAGAAAAUAGACUCGUUUAUCAAAUUCAAAACUCCUUCACAGAAAUCGCCCAAGAAGCAGAAGGUCCAGCAAGUCCAACAGAAAACCCCGGUCAAGAGGGACAUUUUGGACGAUGUGGCCAUGUCUUCGUGGUCGGAUAACUCCAACAACGAUAUAGUUGUGCCGAAACAGACAGAGGCUAUGGAAGUUGAUCAGCCAAGCGAUAAACCUUCCGAGGUCAUCGAAAUCGAGGACAGUGAAGAUAUGAAGCUCGUUUACGAUGAAACAGAAACGAAAUCCGAAAGUCCACCUAAAGAUUCUAAGAAAACAUCUCCUGAAAGGAAUAAGGAACAGACCGUUCAACCGACUACCCCGAAGACUUCCAUCACUGUUAACAAAGACAGUGGUAACUUCUUGAAACAAGCUAAAGUGACCGAUAUCAAAGAACCCGUGGCGGUGAAGGCUGCCCCGAGCCCCAAAGCUCCCCGAAGAGUUAGUUUUGUAACACUUUCUAGUCCUAAAAACGCGAAGAAAAAGUGAAACACUCAAGUUUUAUCAAAAACAAAAGAUAUGGACUCUUAAUUUGGUGCAGGUGAAAAUAAACUCAGAUUAAAAGUAAACAUUUAUAAUAAAUAUUUACAAAUCAAUGCUAUCACAUUUCAAAAUAAAGGAGAGUAUAAUAAUAACAAAAUAUAUUUCGUCAGAGUCAUACUUACCUAGCUUAUCAGGCGACUUUAUCCUGUUCCAAUCAAUUGUAAAAUAAAUCUAUACAGAUAUCAAAAAACUGAGUUUUUAAUUUCACAUUAUUUAUAAGAUGGGAAGAAAAAUCAACGAAUCGACAAUUACAAUUCAAACUGUUGGUUUAGGUGAUAUGAGAUAUUUAUUCUAUCAUUCGUUCUUCGUCUACCUAAAUCUACUUUAUAAGAUCCAUAACAAACGCUCACUGCCUUCUAAACACGUGAAUCGUAUCGAAUGAUUCAGCACUUGGAAAUGCAACAAACUUAUAAUAUAUUUGGAGAAUACUCUGUUCUGUGGACGUAUACGAAAUACGCCAUCUUUUGUCCCGUUCAGUCUUCGGUGAGGUCAGCCGUUCGUUCGACUUCGCAUCAUAGUAGGGGACCGCCUGCUUAUCUGUACAGCCUCGCGAAGUCUCUUAGUAGCCGCGUCAACUCUUUGCUUUUCUCUGCUCUGAAAUGAACAAACAAUACUAGAUGUUUAAAUCUAAAUAAAAGUUUUACUAGAAAAAGAUCCACGCGGACCAGGCAGCGGGCGGGACUCGAACCCGCACCCUUCGCAAUCCGGGCGAAUGCACUGACCAAUUAUGCUACCACAGCCCUGAUGGCCGCGUCGAAAUUUUCCUAGCCUUAAGCUGCAAGACAGCGCCAUCACUUCGCAUUUUUUUCUAGUAAAACUUUUCUUUAGAAUUAAAAUUAAAUGUGUUAAUAAAAACAGAAAAUGUGUCUCUCGAAUAUUAUAUUAAAAAUGUAUUUAUAUUAAGAAAAUGUUCUUUGUUAUUUGAUAAUCCUAAAAUAUAUACAUUACCCUAACCGUAAAAUGUAAACUUUUAAAAACUAAUGGUCAAUUCAUUCUAGCGCAGUAGAAGCGUAUCAAAGCGUUAAAGAAUAGAAUUCGCUGAUUAUCAUCCCGGAAGGAAUGUGUGCAUUAAGUGGCAGAGAUAAGGCUGAUUUUGCUUUGUUACGUUUUGGAAUGACGCUUCGACUUUGCUAUCGACUAGCCACAGGCUCUUUCAUGGCACUAUUUUGCGUCAUCCAUAUUACUUGGAACCACCGAAGUCUACAUCAUCAUCAUCCUAUUAAUGUUCCCACUGCUGGGGCACAGGCCUUCCCUUUGGAUGCAAUAGGGAGAUUGGGUCAUGACCCACCACGCGGACCCAGUGCGGAUUAGCAGGUGCUAACGACUGCAGAUGCAGCCGGGACAGGACAAACACGGAGGAACACGAGAUAGAAGAUUUUUGGUCAACCAUCCAAUGACCGACCACUGAGAAAGUUGCUUAACUUCAACGAUCGCAGCCGAACGCGCUAACCAUCUGCGCCAUCGAGUUCCUCCGAAGUCUACAACAGUUCGUUUUCAGAGAUCUUUUAUUCCACGGUCAAUAAAAUUAUGGAAUGAGCUCUCCUCUACGAUGUCCCCUCAGUACUAUAUAAUGGUCCUCUUUCAGAGAGGCUGAAACAGAGUGUUUUACGAAACGCAGCGGCAUGUCUACUUUACAUCAGGUGGCCAGGCCGCUCGUUUUCGUUCGAAGGACAUAAAUAAGUGUCGUCUAGGGAUGCCCGAAAGAAGCGAAGUAAGGUUAAGGUAAUGGUAAUAACACGUCGUUGAAAGGUGUUAACAAUUAUGCUAACCAUCUUAUAACAUCAACGAUAUUAAAUACCCUAAAUACACCACGAGCGCUCAAAAUAUGUCCCAAUCAAGAAGUGCUUGAACUCCACUCAAGCGCGCGGACCGUUACAAAGACAAGAUGCCACAGAGCACCGUGAAAAAAUACGAAAAUAAUACUUAGAGUAUAUUUGUUUCUUAGGUUUUCACGCACAUCACUAAUUAUGUCCCAUGUCUCACUCAUGUCUAUGCACGAAUUUAUUAUCUAAUUUCAUUAAUAAAGUACUUUAUUUAAUUUUUUUUUAAUUUUUGAGUUUAUAUAUUUGGCCCUAACUACCGUAAACUACCAUCGGUUCCAAAAUUGGGAGACCUUUCUGAGAAGAACCAACUCAGAGGCUUUCUAUCUCCUUCUUAUGUUAAAUCAUGCAAACAAAAAGAACUAAUAGUAUCUGUUGGUCAAACACCACACACACUGCAAGACCAACAGAUACUAUUAGUUCUUUUUGUUUGCAUGAUUUAACAUAAGAAGGAGAUAGAAAGCCUCUGUGAGUUUGUUUCGUCUCUCUCGUGCAUAGACAAUAAAAUUUUAAAAUCUUCCAAUGAAAUAUCCGAACGUUCAAUAAAAAGUCUUUCGAAGGUAGCUCGACAAAGUAAAUAAAAUCAUUAGUCUGACGACGUUGACCUGAAAAGGCUGCGAAACGUCAUAAACAAAUAAAAUAAGUACAUCUUACUCGUUGAAAAGUGUUUUAUUUAAUACUUAGAGUACGAAAAGUGUCAUUUUUUCGACAGGUAUAUAUAUAUAUAAUCAAUGUUUGUUAAUUUAACGCAUUUAAAGUAAAUUUUGUUCUAAUACUUACUAUAAACUGAUUUAAUAUAAAAUAUUUUUGAUAUUCAAAUGCAUGGUCGGUUUUAUGUUGCCGUUUAGCCGUCUCUUUUCCUCGCGGUCCGUACCUGCUAUAUUGCUUCAGCGCAUUCAGAAUUGCGAAUAAGGUCUACAUUCUUCCGCAUACAGCUAAAAGUCGUAAAAUUUUACGAGAAUCCAUUUCUAACUAUCAGAAAUCUUUGACGCAUGUGUUUUAAUUACGACCUUAUACAGUAUGUAUUAAAGGUGACUUUCAAUGUUUAAAUAAUGGCUUAUAUUGUUUUUGACUACGCGAUCAUCUUACGGGGCUUCGUGGAUCAUCUAAUAUACCUUUUGGACAGGUUUCGAUUCGAUUUUGUUCGUGUUAGUGUAUCUAGGGUAUUUAAUAUCGUUGUAUAACAUAAAAUAAAUAAGUAAAAACCAGCCUUCUUGCAUUGACGUAAGUUAACAUAUUGUCACAAACGCUCUCGAAAAGUAACCGCGAAAGUGCUAGAGAUCGAAUUUGCUAGAUCACCGCGGGUCGCGAUAGAGGUCGACUAAUGCGGCGCAUUCUAAAAUGAGCCUUAUGCAGUGCGGCGUAAGGGUGAAAGCGCAACGACAUCUGCACUUGUUUACAAGUUAUGCGUGUUACCUGCGCAGGUAUAAGUAGGUAUUUCGUACUCGCGGGUGCUAGGUAAUUCUCAAUUUAACAGGUACUUUCUAGAAUGCGUCGAUCGGCGUAUAUAAGCGCGAUUGGAGCCGCGAUGAGACAGUUGAGUUUCAACAGCGAUUUCGGAGCGAAUCCAAAGGCGAUCAAAGUGCAACAAAAGUGUUCAAGUGCGAUAGUUUAGAGACUUAUAUAGAGAAAUACAGUGUUUAGUGAGUGUUUUGUAAUUAUCAUUGUGUGUUAAUUGUGUGGUGAAUAAAGUACUGUCAGGCGUGAACUGGCAUAUAAAUUCGAACCCCAUCCCGACACGUAACAAUAUGUUUUUUUUACUACGGUAAAUAACGUAUUCACGCAACAAACGGUUGAUAUAAAAUAGGUACUAUUUUUACAAAUCAUGAUAGUAGUUCUGACAAAAUAUACUAGAUGGCUCCGUUAAUUUGUGUGUAACGGAAAAAUAUGACGUUCAGCAUGGAUAAUGUGAUGAUCUUCGUGGCCGAGAGGUUUGUACGCCGGGUUUCAUGGUGUCGCCGACUCGAGGUCCUGGGUUCAAAUACCGGUGGGGGUUGUGGUGAAUCACGUCUUCUACGUGUUGAUAACACUUCCCUGAUAUGAUUAGGUAUCUUAGCCCUAAGUACGUAAUUAACGUAGACUAAGUAGUAUACAAGAUGUAGGAUAACUUAAUAAAAUGUGGAUUCCACACUGAACGCUCGUCGUGAUUUCUCCCGUGAGUCACUUACACCCCAUCACCACAGGGCAGAUGUUUGUGUGAUGAAUACGAGCAUUUGUUCUACAUGCUUUUAAUUUGGCAAGACGAAAAUUAGGUAAUAGGGAUGAUGACGGGGUACAGUAAACGAAAUUCUAUUUAGUCCGCCAGUUAGAUGGUCAAAAAAUAAUGUACACGUAUUUUUUCUUUGGGCGAUCAACCAAAAAAUUACAAAGUUAUAGCGCGUCAAAGUUUGGGAGUGGGGGUUCGUGACGUCACUUGUGAGUGAAUUUUCGCUUAAAAGUGUACUCAAACGUGACGUCGUGCGACUUUUCAAAUCAAUACGUCUCUGCAAUGUUUAUAUUAUGUGAAAAAAGAAAAAAUACGUGUCCAAUACUUUUCGAUAAUCUACCUGAUGAACGGAGAAAAAAAAAAUAGUCAUCAUUCUUAUUGUCGGGCGCGGCAGGCGCCGCAGCGCCCCCUGCAGCCAGUCCUGGUGCUGGGGCUGGGGCUGGGGCUGGACACACACACAGGUACCUGCCGGCCGCGUGAUGGAACGCAGCGGCCUGGUGCGGCGUGGGCGCGGCGCGGGCGCGGGGCGAGGGCGGGCGCGGCAGGCGCCGCAGCGCCCCCUGCAGCCAGUCCUGGUGCUGGGGCUGGGGCUGGGGCUGGGGCUGGGGCUGGACACACACACAGGUACCUGCCGGCCGCGUGAUGGAACGCAGCGGCCUGGUGCGGCGUGGGCGCGGCGCGGGCGCGGGGCGAGGGCGGGCGCGGCAGGCGCCGCAGCGCCCCCUGCAGCCAGUCCUGGUGCUGGGGCUGGGGCUGGGGCUGGGGCUGGACACACACACAGGUACCUGCCGGCCGCGUGAUGGAACGCAGCGGCCUGGUGCGGCGUGGGCGCGGCGCGGGCGCGGGGCGAGGGCGGGCGCGGCAGGCGCCGCAGCGCCCCCUGCAGCCAGUCCUGGUGCUGGGGCUGGGGCUGGGGCUGGGGCUGGGGCUGGACACACACACAGGUACCUGCCGGCCGCGUGAUGGAACGCAGCGGCCUGGUGCGGCGUGGGCGCGGCGCGGGCGCGGGGCGAGGGCGGGCGCGGCAGGCGCCGCAGCGCCCCCUGCAGCCAGUCCUGGUGCUGGGGCUGGGGCUGGGGCUGGGGCUGGACACACACACAGGUACCUGCCGGCCGCGUGAUGGAACGCAGCGGCCUGGUGCGGCGUGGGCGCGGCGCGGGCGCGGGGCGAGGGCGGGCGCGGCAGGCGCCGCAGCGCCCCCUGCAGCCAGUCCUGGUGCUGGGGCUGGGGCUGGGGCUGGGGCUGGGGCUGGACACACACACAGGUACCUGCCGGCCGCGUGAUGGAACGCAGCGGCCUGGUGCGGCGUGGGCGCGGCGCGGGCGCGGGGCGAGGGCGGGCGCGGCAGGCGCCGCAGCGCCCCCUGCAGCCAGUCCUGGUGCUGGGGCUGGGGCUGGGGCUGGGGCUGGACACACACACAGGUACCUGCCGGCCGCGUGAUGGAACGCAGCGGCCUGGUGCGGCGUGGGCGCGGCGCGGGCGCGGGGCGAGGGCGGGCGCGGCAGGCGCCGCAGCGCCCCCUGCAGCCAGUCCUGGUGCUGGGGCUGGGGCUGGGGCUGGGGCUGGACACACACACAGGUACCUGCCGGCCGCGUGAUGGAACGCAGCGGCCUGGUGCGGCGUGGGCGCGGCGCGGGCGCGGGGCGAGGGCGGGCGCGGCAGGCGCCGCAGCGCCCCCUGCAGCCAGUCCUGGUGCUGGGGCUGGGGCUGGGGCUGGGGCUGGACACACACACAGGUACCUGCCGGCCGCGUGAUGGAACGCAGCGGCCUGGUGCGGCGUGGGCGCGGCGCGGGCGCGGGGCGAGGGCGGGCGCGGCAGGCGCCGCAGCGCCCCCUGCAGCCAGUCCUGGUGCUGGGGCUGGGGCUGGGGCUGGGGCUGGACACACACACAGGUACCUGCCGGCCGCGUGAUGGAACGCAGCGGCCUGGUGCGGCGUGGGCGCGGCGCGGGCGCGGGGCGAGGGCGGGCGCGGCAGGCGCCGCAGCGCCCCCUGCAGCCAGUCCUGGUGCUGGGGCUGGGGCUGGGGCUGGGGCUGGGGCUGGACACACACACAGGUACCUGCCGGCCGCGUGAUGGAACGCAGCGGCCUGGUGCGGCGUGGGCGCGGCGCGGGCGCGGGGCGAGGGCGGGCGCGGCAGGCGCCGCAGCGCCCCCUGCAGCCAGUCCUGGUGCUGGGGCUGGGGCUGGGGCUGGGGCUGGACACACACACAGGUACCUGCCGGCCGCGUGAUGGAACGCAGCGGCCUGGUGCGGCGUGGGCGCGGCGCGGGCGCGGGGCGAGGGCGGGCGCGGCAGGCGCCGCAGCGCCCCCUGCAGCCAGUCCUGGUGCUGGGGCUGGGGCUGGGGCUGGGGCUGGGGCUGGACACACACACAGGUACCUGCCGGCCGCGUGAUGGAACGCAGCGGCCUGGUGCGGCGUGGGCGCGGCGCGGGCGCGGGGCGAGGGCGGGCGCGGCAGGCGCCGCAGCGCCCCCUGCAGCCAGUCCUGGUGCUGGGGCUGGGGCUGGGGCUGGGGCUGGGGCUGGGGCUGGACACACACACAGGUACCUGCCGGCCGCGUGAUGGAACGCAGCGGCCUGGUGCGGCGUGGGCGCGGCGCGGGCGCGGGGCGAGGGCGGGCGCGGCAGGCGCCGCAGCGCCCCCUGCAGCCAGUCCUGGUGCUCCCGGCGCUGGUACACCACCAGCUCCAGCAUGGCGUCCGCCACCUCGGCGAUCAUGUACGCGUGCAGGUGCAGCACGCACGCUUCCAGCAGCGCGUACGUUAGCUCCUCGCCGUGCCGCUGUAAAGCUUCGCUCGCUAGUUCUGUCGCAAAAUUGAA
Chilo suppressalis (striped riceborer) is the source of this 9158-nucleotide messenger RNA. NCBI's taxonomy places the organism in Eukaryota, Metazoa, Arthropoda, Insecta, Lepidoptera, Crambidae. The record is from the annotation of a GenBank genome assembly.